AUGUCAGAUUCAGUUAAUUCAUCGCCGACCAAAGUAAUCAAAGAAGAAGCAGAUGGGGCCAACUCUUCAAGUAUACAUGAACCAACAACAAUAAUAAAAAAUAAUGUAUCCGAGGAUGGCAAUAAUAAAUUUUCUGGCAAUGACGAAGAUUAUGAUCAUAACACCCCAGAGCAACUUUCCAAAAUCUAUGAACAAUACCGAAAUCGAUUCAAAUUAGCUAUGGAAAAAUCAAAUCAAUUAUUUGAAUCUCAACAGAAUCACUUUAUUACAUUAUCUUAUUAUUAUCGUCGUAAUCAAAUUUACUUGUCGAUUUUGAAUGAUCUCUAUGCUGCAAACGAAGUUGAAAUUAAAUUUGAUGAAGAUCUUGGAGUAUCACGACUUGAAGAUUUAAUUGAUAAAGUUCCAAGAACCAAAAAAAUUCUAACUCCCAUAAUUAAGCUGAUUAAACAAGAUAUGAUAACGGAUAAGUGCGAUGAGCUAAGGAUCGGUAAUUACAUAAUUGAAAAGGUUCCUGAUUUAAUUAGCGAUGAUUUAACUAAAUAUCACACAAACCCACAAAGCAUUGAAAACUGGUGUCAUCGAAAUAGUCUCCCAAACUUGAUAAGUGGUAAUUAUGUUCCAAUUGUAUUGGAUAAUAAUAAUGACUACAAUGGAAUUGAGUAUAAUUUGAACUUGAAUGAGGAAGGUCAUCAAGCUAACAUUUCCUCCACGAAUAUAUAUGCGAAUCUGAGCUCGAAUACAGCUAGUAGUAGUGGUGGCGGAACAAAUGCCCAUACUAGAAAAAAACGUAAAUUGGAAUCUACAAAAAAGUAA
This is a messenger RNA of Candida dubliniensis CD36, 813 nucleotides long. RefSeq lists its product as uncharacterized. The record is from RefSeq and is a predicted model, not a curated record. The transcript has a single exon. Bases 1 to 813 code for a protein of 270 amino acids. Lineage: Eukaryota; Fungi; Ascomycota; Pichiomycetes; Serinales; Debaryomycetaceae.